AUGGACGGAACAGCUCCCAUCGAGUCACAGUGGCUCACCCAACUGACCGCCAUGCGCGAGGCGAUUGCCGCAUUGAAGCUUCCCAAAGACCCCACCAAAAACCAGCUCAGCUACGGAAGCGACUUGGACCUCGAUCUCGACGAUGACUAUUCUUCUCCGGGCACUGUAGACGAUAUCUGGGAUAUCAUCAGCUCCGACGACGAAAGCAGCGAAGACUUCGACGACGUCCACGGCGUGCCUCUCCCUCCCUCAACGUCGCCUUACGAUCAAACAUGGCUGGAGGAGAAAUGCCAGGUCAUCACGCUACAGAAGCCCGGCAUGGACGCACACGAGCUCGCGCAGCAGAUCACGGCCUCCCUAGCGACGGACAGCGGCGACGAUGAGCUGCAGAUGUCGCUGGCUGAGAUCGUGGGCUUCGACGAUCUCGACUUCGUCAUCGAGCUGAUCGGACACCGUGCGGAGAUUCUCGCGUCCAUGGCCUCGAAGACGGAGGCACAGACGGAUGGGUUGAUAGCCGGUAGACUGCAGACGAGGGCGGAGCGUGAACAGGUUUUGUGGCAGCAGGACUUCGAACAUAAGCAUGCCCCGCUACUACCCGCUCAGACUAGGCAGGAACCGAAAUACCCGCAUGUCUUCAAGUCGCACGACUCGCGGAAUACCCUUGCGCUGGGAGGAAAGAGAUAUGGUCUUCCUGUUGGCAGCAAGCAGAUCGAUGAGCCAAAGUAUACCGAAUUCGAGAUCCCGGCUUCGAGGGUCGGCACGCUCGGUGCGGGACAGAAGCUGGUUGAGAUUAUGUCAUUGGAUGGCCUGUGUCAGGGGACUUUCAAGGGCUACAAGUCUUUGAAUCGAAUGCAGAGCUUGCUCUAUGAUGUAGCGUACAAAACUAGCGAAAACAUGCUCAUUUGUGCUCCAACCGGUGCCGGUAAGACGGAUGCUGCCAUGCUGACGAUUCUCAAUACAAUCGGCAAGAACACCGUCCCCAAUCCCAUCGAGCAGCCAGACGCUACAGAGUUCGCCGUCCAGGUGGAUGACUUCAAGAUCGUUUACGUGGCGCCGAUGAAGGCUCUCGCCGCAGAAGUAACAGAAAAGCUUGGGAAAAGACUUGCAUGGCUUGGGAUCCGAGUCAGGGAACUGACGGGAGACAUGCAGCUGACCAAGCGUGAGAUUGUUGAAACACAGAUCAUCGUCACCACGCCUGAGAAGUGGGAUGUCGUGACCCGGAAGAGCACCGGAGAUACGGAACUUGUACAGAAGGUGCGUUUGUUGAUCAUUGAUGAAGUCCACAUGCUUCAUGAUGAACGUGGUGCUGUCAUCGAGUCCUUGGUCGCCCGAACGCAACGCCAGGUUGAAAGCACUCAGUCCCUUAUUCGGAUUGUGGGGUUGUCCGCUACAUUGCCAAACUACAUCGACGUGGCAGAUUUCCUAAAAGUGAAUAAAAUGGCUGGUUUGUUCUUCUUCGAUGGAUCAUUCAGACCGGUCCCUCUAGAACAACAUUUCAUCGGUGUCAAAGGAAAGCCAGGCUCUAAGCAAUCCCGCGAAAACCUGGACGUCGUGGCGUUUGAAAAGGUCCGCGAAAUGCUCGAGCGUGGGCAUCAGAUCAUGGUUUUUGUGCACUCGCGCAAAGAUACGGUGCUUACGGCUCGAAUGCUACGUCAAAUGGCCGUCGAGAACGGCUGCGAGAAUCUCUUCAGCUGCCAUGAGCAUGAAAAUUACUCGAACGCCCUGCGCGAUAUGAAACAUGCCCGCGCGCGUGAGUUGAGAGACUUGUUUGCUAGCGGCUUCGGCACGCACCAUGCUGGAAUGACUCGGAGUGACCGCAACUUAAUGGAGCGCAUGUUCUCUGAAGGCCUCAUUAAGGUGCUCUGCUGUACCGCCACUCUUGCCUGGGGUGUCAAUCUUCCGGCUGCCGCCGUCGUCAUCAAGGGUACGCAGCUGUAUAACCCACAGGAGGGUAAAUUUGUCGAUCUUGGUAUUCUGGAUGUCCUGCAGAUCUUCGGUCGUGCUGGACGUCCUCAAUUCCAGGAUACCGGUAUUGGUUUCAUCUGCACCACGCACGACAAAUUGCAUCACUACCUAAACGCAGUGACCUCCCAGCAGCCGAUUGAGUCCAGGUUUUCUAGCCGGCUUGUGGACAAUUUGAAUGCUGAGAUCUCGCUUGGCACCGUUACCUCCGUCCCCGAAGCGGUGCAAUGGCUGGGCUACUCCUAUCUUUUUGUUCGCAUGUUACGUGAGCCGCGGAAUUACGGCAUUGACUUUGCUGAGAUUCGCGACGAUCCGAUGUUGGUGCAGAGACGGCGCCAGCUGAUCAUCCAGGCCGCACGAGUGCUGCAGAAGAGUCAGAUGAUCAUCUUCAACGAGAAGACCGAAGAACUGCGCGCGAAAGAUGUGGGCCGUAUUGCAAGCCAGUAUUAUGUCUUGCAGACCAGUGUCGAAAUAUUCAAUGAUAUGAUGCGCCCUCGCUCGGGUGAAGCGGACGUGCUCAAGAUGAUCAGUAUGAGCGGCGAAUUCGACAACAUCCAAGCUCGAGACAAUGAGUCGAAGGAGCUGGACCGGCUGCGCGAUGAAGCUAUUCAGACAGAAGUCGAGGGGGGUAAUGACUCGCCUCAUGCGAAGACCAACAUUCUUCUGCAGUCCUACAUUUCCCGCGCUAAGCUUGAAGAUUUCGCGCUGGUCUCUGAUAUGGGUUACGUAGCGCAAAAUGCUGCACGUAUCUGCCGAGCCCUCUUCAUGAUUGCACUGAACCGCCGCUGGGGAUACCAAUGUCAGGUGCUAUUGUCGCUCUGCAAGUCUAUCGAGAAGCAAAUCUGGCCUUUUGACCAUCCUUUCCACCAGUUCGAUCUCCCUCAGCCGAUUCUCAAGAACCUUGACGAAAAGCUGCCGUCGUCAUCACUGGAAUCCAUGAGGGACAUGGAUGUCGCGGAGAUCGGCCAGCUCGUGCACAAUCAGCGGAUGGGAAAAACUUUGGCCAAACUGCUGGACAAUUUUCCCACUCUGAGUGUGGAGGCCGAAAUCGCUCCUUUGAAUCGUGACGUACUGCGAAUCCGACUCUGCUUGUAUCCCGAAUUUUCUUGGAAUGAUAGGCAUCAUGGGGCGUCGGAGUCGUACUGGAUCUGGGUUGAGAAUUCGGAAACAUCGGAGAUCUACCACCACGAAUACUUUAUUCUCAGUCGGAAGAAGCUACAUGAUGAGCAUGAGCUUAACUUUACCAUCCCUCUCUCAGAUCCGCUGCCGAGUCAGAUCUAUGUCCGCGCAAUUUCUGACCGAUGGCUAGGAGCGGAAACAGUCACGCCUGUCUCGUUUCAACACUUGAUCCGUCCAGACACGGAGAGCGUGUACACUGACCUGCUCAAUCUCCAGCCAUUGCCUAUCUCUGCGCUGCAAAACCCAAUCCUUGAAGAACUUUACGGCCAGCGCUUCCAGUUUUUCAACCCAAUGCAGACCCAGAUCUUCCAUAUGCUGUACCACACCUCAGCCAACGUUCUGCUUGGUUCGCCCACUGGUAGUGGAAAAACGGUUGCCGCCGAGUUGGCGAUGUGGUGGGCAUUCAGGGAGAAGCCUGGAUCUAAGGUCGUGUACAUUGCGCCAAUGAAAGCACUCGUCCGUGAACGAGUCCAGGACUGGGGCAAGCGUCUCACAGGCCCCAUGGGCUUGAAACUGGUGGAGUUGACUGGUGACAAUACUCCUGAUACAAGGACGAUCCGAGACGCGGAUAUCAUCAUCACAACGCCUGAGAAAUGGGACGGUAUCUCGCGUAGCUGGCAGACUAGAGACUACGUGCGGAAAGUGAGUUUGGUCAUCAUCGACGAGAUUCAUCUUUUGGGUGGUGACCGUGGCCCAAUUCUGGAAAUCAUCGUGUCUCGUAUGAACUACAUCGCCUCACAGUCCGAAGGAUCGGUUCGACUUAUGGGUAUGUCGACCGCCUGUGCGAAUGCCACGGACUUGGCAAACUGGCUGGGAGUCAAGGAAGGACUGUACAAUUUCCGGCACUCCGUGCGUCCGGUACCUCUUGAGAUCUACAUCGAUGGCUUCCCCGAGCAACGGGGAUUCUCUCCGCUGAUGCAGUCCAUGAACCGUCCAACCUUCCUUGCGAUUAAGAGCCAUUCGCCUGAGAAGCCCGUCAUUGUCUUCGUCGCUUCCCGCAGACAGACCCGACUGACCGCGAAGGACCUGAUCAACUACUGCGGUAUGGAAGAUAACCCGCGUCGCUUCGUCCGAGUGUCGGAAGAAGACCUCGAGCUGAACCUGGCCCGAGUAAAGGAUGAAGCGUUGCGCGAGGCGCUCAGUUUCGGUAUUGGCUUGCACCAUGCCGGUCUUGUCGAGUCUGACCGACAGCUGGCGGAGGAAUUGUUCGCGAACAACAAGAUCCAGAUUCUUGUGGCAACAAGCACCCUUGCGUGGGGUGUUAAUCUUCCGGCGCAUCUUGUCGUCGUCAAGGGCACGCAGUUCUUCGAUGCGAAGAUCGAAGGUUACAGAGACAUGGAUCUGACUGACGUCCUGCAGAUGUUGGGUCGUGCUGGACGUCCGCAAUUCGACACGUCGGGUAUUGCACGUAUCUUCACUCAAGACUCGAAGAAAGCCUUCUAUAAGCAUUUCCUGCACACUGGCUUCCCCGUUGAGUCUACCCUGCACAAGGUCCUGGACAACCAUUUGGGAGCCGAGGUCUCUGCUGGUACAGUGACGACGAAGCAAGACGCUCUUGAUUACUUAACGUGGACAUUCUUCUUCCGCAGACUGCACAAGAAUCCCUCGUACUACGGGCUGGAGAUAUCCGCCGAAGAGCACAACACAAUGGCUGCCCAGGCUAUCGCCCAGGAGUUCAUGAUUGACUUGGUGGACAAUUCCCUUGGUGAGCUGGCAGAGUCGUCUUGUGUGGUGUUCGACUCGGCCACUGGUGAGGUGGACUCGACGCCCUUUGGCAAGAUCAUGAGUUAUUACUACCUCUCGCACAAGACCGUGCGGUAUCUGAUGUCGCACGCGAAACCCAACCCCACGUUCCACGAUGUGCUUAGCUGGAUGUGCUCUGCAACGGAAUUCGACGAGCUGCCCGUCAGACACAACGAAGAUUUAAUCAAUGCUGAGCUGACUCGCAACCUCCCCUUGUCGGUCGAGCCCAUGGGUGACCUCCCGCUCUGGGAUCCGCAUGUCAAGGCCUUCCUGCUCCUCCAAGCAUACAUGUCGCGCAUCGAUCUUCCCAUUUCCGAUUACGUCGGUGACCAGACCUCUGUUCUCGACCAGGGUAUUCGUAUCAUCCAAGCAUCAAUCGACAUCAUGGCCGAGCUAGGCUACCUUCGCGCCUGCGAACAGCUCAUGAGUCUGCUCCAAAGUAUCAAAUCGGCCAGAUGGCCCGAGGACAACGCCCUCUCGAUCCUCCCGGGCAUCGACCCCGCAAGCAAGCCGCAAGCCCUCCCAGGCUCCCUCGCAGCACUUUCCGCGCUACCCACAUCUUCUAUUUCCUCUCUCGCGAGAAAAUUGCAACUGCCGCUCUCCACCGCCGCGCAGUUCACCAAAGCCGCCUCUUUCCUACCCCAAAUCUCCCUAUCCAUCGCCAACGUCUCGUCAACCGGCAUCACCAUAUCCCUAACCCGCCGCAACACCCCCACAAACCCAGAUUACAGGGUCUACGCCCCGCGAUUCCCCAAGCCCCAAACAGAAGGCUUCUUCCUCCUCGUCUGCACCGCCGCCGCCAACGGCGCAGACGGCGAGCUCCUCGCCCUGAAGCGCGUCUCCUGGCCCCCAAGGGAUAAAAUGAACCGCCAUCGCAACGGCGCCGGCUCCAGCCAGCACUCCUCGUCGGGCAGGGGCCAGAAGAACGCGAAUGGACCCCUCCUCACCGUCCGCUCGUCUGUUAAGUUUCCUCGCGAUGUCUUGGCGCAGUAUACGGGCGCAGCCGGCGGUGGUGUCAAUGUUAAGCUCAUUAGUGAUACGUAUCCCGGGAUGGAGUGGGUGUUGCCGAAUGUGGAGGUGCGUUUGACGCCGGAGACGCAGAGUUUGCCGGAGUCGUCGAAUGUUCCUGAGAAGAGUUGA
Molecule: messenger RNA, 6024 nt
Organism: Aspergillus clavatus NRRL 1
Lineage: Eukaryota; Fungi; Ascomycota; Eurotiomycetes; Eurotiales; Aspergillaceae
Product: RNA helicase SLH1
Exons: 1
Coding region: 1-6024 (2007 amino acids)
Molecular function (GO): ATP hydrolysis activity; ATP binding; nucleic acid binding
Source: RefSeq, a predicted model, not a curated record